AUGAUGAGUUUCAUUGCUAAAGCUUUCGGAAAUUCGAUGUUUGUCCAGUAUUAUAUGGAUAAAUAUGCGCAGAAGCAAGAGCGCUUAAAAAUUGGGCAAAAGAGGAGACUCACUAUGAGUCUUAAGUGUCGAGAAUUUGCAGGAGAUGCUGUAUCCAUUGCAAUGGGCAUUAAUCAGUCUUCGAACUAUACAAGUCAAGAUGAAGAGGAGCUUCUGAACAUUCAAUUAGAGAUCCACUCCAAAGGACAUUACAUCAGAGAUUGGCCCUGGCACCGAGUUGAAUUCUAUUGCAGAGGGUAUGUUGAAGGAAAUGCUCGGGGAAGAUCUCAUUUUUGA
Molecule: messenger RNA, 336 nt
Organism: Fraxinus pennsylvanica
Lineage: Eukaryota; Viridiplantae; Streptophyta; Magnoliopsida; Lamiales; Oleaceae
Source: the annotation of a GenBank genome assembly